This is a messenger RNA of Haliaeetus leucocephalus (bald eagle), 1485 nucleotides long. RefSeq names its product serine incorporator 4 (gene SERINC4). Lineage: Eukaryota; Metazoa; Chordata; Aves; Accipitriformes; Accipitridae. The record is from RefSeq and is a predicted model, not a curated record. The coding region runs from base 1 to 1485 and encodes 494 amino acids. The transcript is spliced from 12 exons. Gene Ontology annotation, cellular component: membrane.
AUGGCGGGCACACGGGCACACAGCCGUCUCCUGCACUCUCUGCUCUGCCAGCUAUGCUGCAGCUGUGGCUGCAGCUCCUGCCAUGGGCUCCGUGUAUCCACAAGCACCCGCAUCCUCUACACUCUCCUGCAUGUCCUGGCCUCUGCCGUGUGCUGCCUCAUGCUGUCCCGCACUGUGGCCCAGGCCGUCAGGGAGAAGGUGCCCUUCUCAGUGGUGCUGUGCGAACACCUGCCUGGGGGCACAGACUGCGAGCGGCUGGUGGGCUCCUCGGCCGUGUACCGGGUCUGCUUCGGCACCGCCUGCUUCCACCUGGCACAGGCCGCCCUGCUCCUCAACGUGCGCUCCAGCACCGACUGCCGCGCUCAGCUCCACAAUGGGUUCUGGCUCCUGAAGCUGCUGGUGCUAGUGGGGCUCUGGGCUGCCAGCUUCUUCAUCCCUGAGGACAGCUUCAUCCAAGCCUGGCACUACACGGGCGUCUGUGGGGGCUUCGCUUUCAUCCUCAUCCAGCUGGUACUGAUCACCGCCUUCGCACACACCUGGAACAAGAACUGGCUGACGGGCGCCGCGCAGGACAAGCGCUGGUACCUGGCCGUGCUGCUGGCCACGGCCGCUUUCUACACCCUCGCCUCCGCCGCCUUCUCCUUCCUCUACAAGUACUACACCCACCCGGCCGCCUGCCACCUCAACAAGGCGCUGCUCACCGUCAAUGGCAGCCUCUGCGGCAUCAUGUCCUUCAUCUCCAUCACGCCCUGCGUGCGGCUCAAGCAGCCGCGGUCAGGGCUGUUGCAGUCCUCAAUCAUCAGCUGCUAUGUGAUGUACCUCACCUUCUCUGCACUGUCCAGCCGUCCCCCAGAGAGAGUGCUCUACAAGGGGCAGAACCUCACCGUCUGCUUCCCGGGCGUCCGUCAGGACGAGCUGCAGACAGAGGACACCACCGUUGCUGUCCUGGGGGCCGCCAUCAUGUACGCCUGCGUGCUCUUCGCAUGUAAUGAAGCCUCCUACCUUGCUGAGGUCUUCGGGCCCCUCUGGAUGGUCAAAGUCUACAGCUUUGAGUUUAAAAAACCCUCCUGUUGCUUCUGCUGCCCAGAGAAGAUGGAGGAGGAGCUCAGAGGCGCCGAGCCAACAUGCGAGCAAGCGGAGGAGACCGCCAGGGGACAGUGCAUCAUCCAGGAUGAGCGAGACCGGGUGGUCUACAGCUACUCAGCCUUCCACUUUGUGUUCUUCCUCGCCUCACUCUACGUCAUGAUGACCCUCACCAACUGGUUCAGCUAUGAGAAUGCAGUGCUGGAGACCACCUUCACACACGGCAGCUGGUCGACCUUCUGGGUGAAGAUGUCUUCGUGCUGGGCCUGUGUCCUGCUCUACCUGUGGCUGCUGCUUAGCCCCUUCUGCCUCCACAGCUCCCCCCAGCACCGGCGCAGCAGCCCAGCCCUGCGCGUCGUGCGGCGACGACGCGCCCAGCAGCGCAUCAGUGUCUCCACGUAG